GUUAGGCAACAUGGCAGCGUUGAUGUGUUUGCUUGGGGGCACAGGUGCUCGGGUUCUGGAAUAUACCUUUAUGAUUUAUUAGUAUAAGGGGGUGUGAUAUCUAGUGGGUGCGAUUAUAUCACAUAUAUUCCAGAACCCGAGCACCUGUGCUUGGGGGUUGCAUCGAUUCCUCCAUCAUGAUAUACCCCCCGGAAGCAAUUGACUGUAAGGAUCUGAAGGGACAUAUAGGCCUACUCAAUUGUAUGGAUAAUGGAGCUGUCCAACCAGUUCACCAACACAUGACGAGCUGUACAGAUCGAUUGGUGACGUUCUUUCAGUGGGGAUACCAACUUCGCCAGAGUUCCUAUCAGCUAGCGUGUGAUGGAUUUUUUCACGAAGGUGUCGGUGAUAACGUUACUUGUUGUAAGUGUGGAAAAACAUUGAAAUAUUGGGAACAUAAAAACUUUCCAGUUGAGUGUAUCGAUCACCAGUAUGCCCUGCCCUAUCCACCCAAACCAAUAAAAAUAAUAGACGGCAUGGUUGUGAUUCGUGACUUUAUUCGAGAAAUCGUGAACUGGAACAUACCAAGGUGUGACAGAAACGCUUUCAUAUCACGAUUGUGUGAUGCUGAACGGAGAAUGAACGAACUUAAAACAGAUAAAUGGAAAGACAGAGUCAGUAAAAUGGUAAUGUCAUGAAUCGUGUAGAAGAUUGGUUUCAUCACGGAAUUAGAUUCUGAGUCCGUGGUUUCAUGUAACAUUUUAAUAAUACGUUGUCUUUUGCAAUAAAAGUUUUGUAUAA
Mizuhopecten yessoensis (Yesso scallop) is the source of this 780-nucleotide messenger RNA. RefSeq lists its product as uncharacterized. The transcript is spliced from 2 exons. Lineage: Eukaryota; Metazoa; Mollusca; Bivalvia; Pectinida; Pectinidae. The coding region runs from base 177 to 677 and encodes 166 amino acids. The record is from RefSeq and is a predicted model, not a curated record.